UCUGCUGAGCGCUGCAUGUCUGAAUGAAAUCGGAAAUGCUUAAAAAGUUUUGAAGACGAGUUUACACAUCGGCAGAUCAGAUGUCACUCAAAGGCGGGUUGCCGCCCUCAAUAGAAAGGUUUUAAGGAAACUGUCACUACAAGAAACACGAGUGGAAGCGCUAGUUUCGCUCGUGCUGCGAGACUGAGAAAGUGGUCUUAAAGAAGCAAGCAGAUAUGCAUUAGUCAGCGCUGUGAGAUUUCCUCCCUACACUACACCGUGUGAGAUCAUCCCAGACUAAACAGGGACUCUCGUCCCUGGCUCCUGUCCAUGAACCAGCUGAGGUGUCCCGGAUCUCCAUGUCGGCCUCAGCCCGUCUGAAGUAUGUCUCUCUCGGGGUUCUGGUACUGCAGACCACCACGCUGGUGCUAACUAUGCGUUAUUCUCGUACGCUGCAUUCUGAGGGUCCACGUUACCUGGCGUCUUCUGCCGUGGUGUGUGCUGAAGUCCUUAAGAUUGUUGCAUGCAUGCUUCUUGUCUUCAAAGACAACAGUUGUAGCCUUCGUGGCCUGAAUCGGGUGCUGGGGGAGGAAAUAAUAAAUAAGCCUCUGUUGACGCUGAAGUUGGCCAUUCCUUCUGGCAUCUACACCCUGCAGAACAACCUGCUCUAUGUGGCUCUUUCCAAUUUAGAUGCAGCUACUUAUCAGGUUACGUACCAGCUGAAAAUUCUCACCACAGCUCUGUUCUCAGUGUCCAUGCUGGGUAAAAGACUUGGGAUUUACCAGUGGCUUUCAUUAGUUAUUCUGAUGACUGGUAUUGCACUUGUCCAGUGGCCAACUGAUGCUGCAUCAAGCUCCCAACAGAAGAAUCUGACUGCAGGCUCUCAGAUAGCAGGACUGCUGGCUGUGCUCGUGGCCUGUUUCUCCAGUGGAUUUGCUGGCGUUUAUUUUGAAAAGAUCCUCAAAGAGACCAAGCAGAGCGUCUGGGUCCGUAAUAUUCAGCUAGGUUUGUUCGGACUGAUUUUUGGACUUGUGGGAGUAUUCGUGUACGAUGGUGAAAGAGUGCAAGAAGAUGGACUCUUUCAAGGGUACAACAAGGUGACCUGGACAGUGGUGGCCCUUCAGGCUUUGGGUGGGUUAGUCAUUGCAGCUGUCAUCAAAUAUGCAGACAACAUCCUGAAGGGCUUUGCCACAUCCAUCUCAAUCAUUCUGUCAACCCUCAUUUCAUAUUUCUGGUUGGAGGAUUUUGACCCUACUAGUGUGUUCUUCCUGGGGGCAGUGCUGGUUAUUGCUGCUACGUUUCUCUACGGUUAUGAGAGGAAAACUGCGGCGGUCAUCUCCAGCAAAGUAUAAAAUGCUGGACAGAAGAUGGGGAAUAACCAAAAUUCUUAAGACUGUCUGCCAAGAUGCUCGCCUUCAGGUGCAGUCCAGAAGAACGUUUGGAGACCUUGAAGAUGCUAUUGAAGGGUAGCAUAAGAACCACAUGCAGUACUAAAGGGUGAUUUAUAGUUCCUCAUAGGACCUAUAGGCUGUGCGUAGCUCUGUGUUUGUAGCGACGUGCACCUCUCCAUAAAGGUAACAACGUGUCAGUUCUAUUCAGGCCAUGCAAUCAAAUCCCUCCCAUCAGGUCAAAAAUAUCUGCAUUGCAUUAUCCUCAUACGACUUUCCGCGUGUAAAAACAAAGAUAGGCCAAAUUGAGAAGUGAUAUUUAACUCAAGCUGCAACAAAGUCGCUGUCUAUUUACCUCCAUCACUACUGAUGCUUCUUAAACAGCGUACACAACAAGCUUUGCCUUGAUACUGUAUACACCAUUGGACAUUGUCUACUAGUGAUCUGCUUGUGUAAUUGCAUGUCGUUGUGAACAACGAAGCAUAAGUAUAAAUGAAAACUGACGUAUAGGUUCUACACAGAAGUGUAAAUCACCCUUAAGGACUACAACCAUAACUUGAAUUGUCCGCUGUGUUAUGUUAUAUUAUUGAUGGAGGCACCUGUAGUUUGCACAAGACCAUGGCUGUGUCCCAAUCCGAAGACUGUGACCUUCGAAGGAUGUAUUUUAAGGCUCAUUGCGUCACAGCAGCACGACUGAAGGCUAGUACGGGCAUUCCAAUUCGAAGGCUGCUUAAAAUAAAGCCUCAAAAUGCAUCCUUAUUUCUCUGUGCUGCUAAGGAUAAAACGAAUGGAUCCUUGAAAGCUGAGGCUAUCCCAAAAUUCACUGCACACCUGUAAUGGAUAAAUGUAACAGCUGGAGAUUUUAAAAUAAACAUUUCAAACCUUUAUUUAAAAAAGUGUGUAUUUAGGAAAAAGUUUUAGUAUUAUAAGUUAUGUUUUGUAUUAAUAUUAUUCUGUGUAUAUUGCGUAUAUUUGUAAGGUUGAUUCACAAGUUCGCAUUAACAUGAAGGGGUGCACCGAUAUAUCAACCGAUGAUGCUUGCUAUGCUUCUCAAUGAAUCACGGUGAAAUACCACUACAUCCAAAAGCCAGGGGGCGCUCUCGUGCAAAAACUCAAUAUGCGCUGUAGACAAAGAACCAUACACACGCAGCUCCAGGAAAUGUCUUAAAGCUCCCGUUCUGUCUGUGAUUUUGAGGCUUUGAUUGUGGGCAAUAUAACAUGUGUUCAUGUUUCACGUGUAAAAAAACUUGGUAUUUUUUAGACAAUUUACUUAUCUGUAUAGCGCUGUUAUCACUGUCCUCAAAACAGGCUGAUGUCUUCCUUGUUAUGUGAAGUCCCUCCUUCAGAAAUACGCAAAAAGUCUUGAUUGUGUAGUUUGUUUAGUGUGCUGUGAUUCGAUAGCAGCUUAGCUUAGCAGAGCCGUUUGAGCCAAAGCUGGUGACUGACGUAUUCCUGUGGGCGGAGUUUAGUCAACAAACUGUUUUACUGACGUCAUUAAAGCUGGAAAUAGAGGGCUGUAGUCCAAACCGGCCGUUCGUUGUAGGCUUUUAAAGAGGAGUUCUAUUGAAGAAAAUAUAUCGUCUGGCAGUGAACUUUGAGCUUUAUCAUUUUACAGGUAUUAUUUAUGCUAUUAGCAACAUUACACACUAACUAGGGUUUAAAAAAUGGUAUCAGGAAGAACGUGACCUUUAAGGAUAUAUUUAUAUUGCUGUUCUUUAAACCUUUUCAGGUAUUUUCAUAAUAAAGAAUAAGUAUAAUGAUUUUGUUUGACGAGUGUUGCUUUUUCAAAUGAAUGGUAUAAACGACUCAAACUAACAGUGAUUUCAGAUCUAAGGCUAAUGAAAAGCCGUAGGACAUGAAAUAGCGGUGUAUAUUAUAGACUGUGUGAUUCAGAAUAGUUAUCGGCCACGCAUUAUUAUUAGUGUAUAUCGGCAUUUAUCUGUGCAACCCUAUUAACAUGUAAUCGAUCGGGAAUGAGAUAAAGCAUAUCUGGCGUGCUGUCCGAGACCUCUUGGUGCUGAUUGGUUGACUCACAUGACCAUGCUCCUCCCGAACUUAGUUAAUAAACCUUGUUUAAUUUUAUAUACUGUUGGUUUAGUUGAAUCUACAUCAAUGUGUUAUAUUUUCUAAAAUAUAUUUAUGUUUUUCUGGUUCCAUAUUUAUUGUUAUAAGUCUGAAACGUCUCCGCUGUGUCCUGCUGACACGCGCGGUGGAUCCUCCGAAGGAUAGACCGUCUCAUUUCAGUUCUCUUCGUGGACUUCAGAGGUUGCCACCUUCAAAGGCAGAGUGCUCGCAUUCUGAGGUCGCGUCCUAAGAAGGUCGCAGCCUUCGAAUUGGAACACAGCUCGUGCAUUAAUCUUAUGUUAGACCAAUCAGGUGGCAGUGUUGUGUUAUGUUAUGUUUAUGUAAAGUCGUUGUUUACUCCUUUGACAUUACUAAUGAUUUUUACAUAAAAUGGAGGUUUUCUGUGACAGAUGUUACACAAAUGUUACAGUUUAUGCAAAUGUUACAAAAGCACUCUUUGUUUGCUAAAUACUGUGUUUUACUUGAUUGUAUCCCUUCAGUGAGUCCUGCCAUGUUUUGAUAAUAAAGACGUUUAACUAUCAAGAGUAAAGACUGCAUGUUUUUCUCAGGGUACUUCCAGCAAGUGUCAGUGUGGGAAAUGCUAAAUUGGUACUUAAAAGAUCAGACAGCAUCUUCAGUGCAAUUUUAAUAGGCCUAAAAUAAACAGAUUGAAGUGUCAGAUAUUGUUGCUGUUAGCUGGAGGAUUUAAUGGAAAUAUAAAUAUAAAUGCAAAAAUGACUGUCAUGCACAAAAGAAGUGUACUGUAGUGUCUUUCUCAACUCUUGCAUAGACUAGUUUUGCAGUGGUUUUAAAAAACUAAAUGCUGGGAGUUAAAUCACAAAACGUAUGACAUGGUUAACUGUAAAAACCCUAAAAUGCUGUUUAAUACUAAAUUGAACAAAUCAUUCAAGAAAUGUUGAAAUAAUAUUUUUGACAUGUACUGUAUAGUCAGUGCUGGUGUAUAUGCAAUAGUUUUCACAUGUUGGGUUCAUAUACUUUUAAUGAUAUCUUUAUUUAGAUGUCCGUUUCAAGGAGAAAUAUGGCUUUGACAGAGAUACAGAAUAUGAAGUGAUCAAAACAGGUCAGGAUAGAGGUAGAUGAGGUGAUGAAUGAAUCAUAUUAAAGAAACUGAGAGGGAACCUCAUAUUCUGCCUUCAUCCAGAUCAGAGUUCCAGGCUUUAGACAUACAUACUGCAUGCAUAUCACCUUCCAAUGAAAAAGUCCAUAUUGUUUUCUUGGAAAGUGAUGCAUCAGGCAUAUAAAGGAAAGCUACAAUGGUUUUAGUCACCGUGAUCCAUUAAUAUCCCUUUCAGUGUCGACCAGUCGGCUCCAAUACAUAACAUUGCAUAACAGUGCAAUUCACUAAAUUAAAAGCAUGCAAACAAUAAAUUAAACUAUUGAGAAAUUUUGUAAAAAAUUGAGCAAAUAUACGUACAUACAAUGGUCAGAAUUCAUGUAAGCAACAGCCACACAUUUUGGGGGCAGUUUCCCGGUUUAGAUUAAUCCAGGACUACAGUAAAUCUAAAUUAUAUUGGGACACUUAAAAACAAACAGUGCUAAAUAGCACUAAAAGUGGUUCUUGGCUCGUAAUCAUAGAGGAACCAUUUUUAGUGCUAUAGCACCUAUGAAGAACCAUACGGGGGUCAUAUAGCACCACUGUAGCACUACAUAUGGUUCUACAUAGCACAAUAUGCUUCACAGGUACUUCACCGGUGCUAUAUAUGGCACUUAAAAUAGUUCCUAUGAUUACGAGCCAAAAACCACUUUUAGUGCUAUUUUUAGCACCUUUUGUUUUAAGAGUGUAGUUUUUACAAACAUACCUUCCAAAAAAGUGUGCAUCUUGAGACAAUGACACUGAUAUAUUUGAAGAUAUGUCAAUGCAAGACGUUUUUUUUAGCUCAAACAUGCAUUUUAGUCUUGGACUAGAUUUAAGCCCUAUCCGGGAAACCGCCCUACACUGUUUACCUUUACUAAUUUCCUCCACAGGGCAAAAAAGAAAUGACUGUAGUCCUUUUUAACAUCUUUUUGUAAAUGUUCAUAAACAUGAUUCAAGAGUGUAUUGUAUUAAAUUUGAUUACAUUAUUAAUAAUUCAGCUUCAUAAAAAUGGGCAUGAUUUGUUUAAUUCAUUUUUAUGUUUUGGAAGCAAUUCAUCCGUGUUUUAAGACAUAAACAUGGGCAACAAGAGACUCGGAGAUGGUUGGACAGCAUUUUAAGCCAACUGUCAUUUUAUCCUAAUCAAAAGCAAACAACUUCAGGGGUUGAAGGUAAACCUGAUAUUUGUAAUGGAAACUUAAUCUCAUCUGUGUCAUAAUUACCCAAGGAGUCUCAGUGGGUAAGGGGAGAGUGAUGAUGAGACAGCUUGAAAGAUCAGAGAGACAGAUAGACGUGGAGAAUGCCACAGAUGGAGCGUGUAUAUAACAUGUGACUAAUCUGUCAUAUGCCUAUGGUGCAGCACCCACUGCGUAAACUCAAAUGGACUUGUGUGUGAGUAUAAACAAACUUCAACUC
Messenger RNA from Paramisgurnus dabryanus, 5940 nucleotides. It is a transcript of the gene slc35a3b, whose product is annotated as solute carrier family 35 member A3b. Gene Ontology annotation, cellular component: Golgi membrane. Lineage: Eukaryota; Metazoa; Chordata; Actinopteri; Cypriniformes; Cobitidae. The record is from RefSeq and is a predicted model, not a curated record. Gene Ontology annotation, biological process: pyrimidine nucleotide-sugar transmembrane transport. Gene Ontology annotation, molecular function: pyrimidine nucleotide-sugar transmembrane transporter activity.